This is a messenger RNA of Anoplophora glabripennis (Asian longhorned beetle), 2171 nucleotides long. RefSeq names its product E3 ubiquitin-protein ligase RNF216. The coding region runs from base 165 to 1895 and encodes 576 amino acids. The record is from RefSeq and is a predicted model, not a curated record. Lineage: Eukaryota; Metazoa; Arthropoda; Insecta; Coleoptera; Cerambycidae. The transcript is spliced from 7 exons.
UUGUGCUGACUCUGUGGUCUGUGGGAUUCCCGUUUCACUCAUUUUGGUGUUUGCUAUCUGCUACAACGCCUAAUUAGUAGUUUUAUAAUGAAAUAACUAGUGUUUUUGGUAUACAACCGUUACACAAAAGAUUAUUACAAUUAAUCUCAAGAACUCAUACAAACAUGGAUCCAAAUCCCAUGGAUCAAAAUCUCAUGGAUCCAAAUCCCGACUUCAUUGCUGCCUUAAGAGAUAUAUAUCCUGGGCUUCCAGAGGAUAUUGCAAACAACAUGAUACAGAUAGCUGAAGAAAAUAAUCCUGAUGACACUUUCGAAGCGAAAUUGAACAUUAUGGUCAAUUUACUUUCUGGGUACGAAGGAGCUUGUAAUAUACCCAUCGUCAAUGAGGAAUUAUUAUUGGACCAACACUACGAAGUUUUGAUGCAGAUGUUCCCUGACGCCAACCCCGAUUUUAUGUUGCAGUUCUGCCAGGAUCAGAUGCCGGAUUUUAAUUUGAAUGUGGCUGUCCAGAGGCUAAUUACAGACGGUUACCAAAAAAUCGAAGUGGAUCCCUUAUCGAUUUGGGAGCAGUUGAAGGACGCUUUGCCCAAUGCCGAUCCCACCUACCUGAAGAAGGAAGCCGAAAGAUUGGCCUUACUGACCCCAGACGAUGUGUCUAAUUUUCUUCAGUGUGCCAUCGAGGAAAACGACUAUCCCACCAUGAAGGAAUACUUGCAGCACAAGAAAGAGCAGGAAGAACUAGCCUUCUACAAGCAGUUCGAUAUCGAUAAAUUCUUAGAAGCUAUACCGAAUCCGGUAGAUUGGUUUAACGAUCCCAACCGCUCGGUAUCCCUAGACGAGGAGGCCGACGAGAGCGACGUACAAUAUGCCCGGACGUUCCUUUACAACAACUACAGCUUCAUCAGGAAAAAGUACAUCGACCUCCUGUUCGAUUGGAAGAACAGGAACCUCGCAGAAAUCUGCGACCGUCUGGACAGAAUGAGUAAGAGCAUGAGACGACCCCGCCCUCAGGAGAAGAACGUAGACAGUUCGAAUCUGGCUCUCUUGCAGGAGAUAGCGUUUUUAAAAAACCAGAAGAUGAUAAAGCGGGAGCUCAAGCACAGGGAUGAGGUGUAUAAGAUGCAGAGGGAAGAGGCGAUCAAGUACAAUCUCCUCCAGGAAUGUCAGUGCUGUUUCGACGGCGACUUGAUACCCGAGGAGUGCUAUUUCUGCCUGAAGGGCUGCGUCUUCUGUAAGGAGUGCGUCAGGAGGGGGGCGGAGAAUAUAAUCGGAAACGCCGGGAUGAGGUUCCCGUGCUUCGCCACCUGCGAUUCGGAAUUUAGCCUCCACACCUUGCAGAUGGUCCUGCCGAGGAACACCUUCGAGAAGCUCGCUCAAAAUAUCGCUAUCGAAGAAGCGAAAAGGGCCAACAUCGAUGGCGUGGAAAUGUGUCCGUUUUGCGACUGGAUCGUCGUCGUGCCCGACGAUAAGAAAGUCAUCAAGUGCUGUAAUAUGGAUUGCAUGACGGAAUCGUGCCGGAUGUGUCGUCACGUAUCGCACAUUCCCUUAAAGUGCAACGAGGUCGAGUACGACGAGGACGUCAGGAGGAGGACCUACAUCGAGAAUAAAAUGACUGAAGCCCUGACAAGGACGUGCCACAUGUGCGGCAAGAAAUUUAUAAAAGAGAGCGGCUGCAACAAGAUGACCUGCGUGUGCGGGGCGAGGCAGUGCUACCUGUGCGGGGCGGCCGUCCAAGAUUACAACCACUUCGGGGAGGGCAGGUGCCCCCUCCACACGAACGACAACCAAAUUAACCUGCAGCGAGUGGUGGCGAGCGCCGCCAACGCCAAACAGGAACUCGGCGACGUCCUGAUCAAGUUCGACCCCAGCAGAAAUAUCGAAGAAUUUUUCAGUUAAUUCGAUUUAACCGAAAAUAGGGGAGUGUUUAAUGGCUUUUUUUUUAAUGGAUUUAAUUAAUAUUUUCUUGCAUUUAUUUCGAUUUAAUUUACUUUAAUCAAAUUUACUCUGUUUGUGUGGAUGUGGGGACGGAGUAUUAUUAAUAACGUAUUUGUAUCUGUUUUGUAUAAUAAAUAUUUUGUAUCCACUUGUUGUAGGCAAUGGCAGUACUGUAUGUUAUCAAACAUAUUUUUUUUGGAUUUUUGCAAUAUAAAUAAAGUUAUAUUCAUGUGCAAA